UCGGCUAAGGCCUGACUCUUCAUCACCAGGCAAGAUGUCAGGGCUGCCCAACAACCUGUCGUGUCAGCACUCCAUCGAUGACUUCCGAAACCGCGUCUACUCGACGCUCUACUCCAUGAUCAGCAUCGUGGGCUUCAUGGGCAACGGUGUGGUGCUCUAUGUCCUCAUCAAAACCUACCAGCAGAGGACAGCCUUCCAGGUCUACUUGAUGAACCUGGCUGUGUCUGACUUCCUCUGCGUGUGCACCCUGCCUCUGCGCGUCAUCUACUACGUCCACAGGGGCAACUGGUUCUUUGGCGACUUCCUCUGCAGGAUCAGCUCCUACGCCCUCUACGUCAACCUGUACUGCAGCAUCUUCUUCAUGACUGCCAUGAGCUUCUUCCGUUGCAUAGCCAUCGUUUUCCCAGUCCAGAACAUCCACUUGGUCACGGAGAAGAAGGCGAAAUUUGUCUGUGUUGGCAUCUGGGUGUUUGUCACCCUGACGAGCGCUCCCUUCCUGCGGAACGGCACCUACCAGCGCGCCAACAAGACCAAGUGCUUCGAACCCCCCGAAGACUCCCAGAAGACAAACAUGGUGGUGAUCUUGGACCUCAUUGCCCUCUUCCUGGGUUUCAUUGUUCCCUUCAUUGUCAUAACCAUCUGCUACACCAUGAUCAUAAGGACCUUACUGAAGAACUCCUUGAGGAAGAACCAGAGCAGUCGCAAGAAGGCUGUCUGGAUGAUCGUCAUCGUGACUCUCACCUUCCUGGUGAGCUUCACUCCCUACCACGUCCUGCGUACCGUCCACCUCCACGUGCUGCGGCUCAACACCAGCUGCAAGGACGCCAUAAAGCUCCAGAAAUCCGUCGUGGUGACCCUCCCCUUAGCAGCUGCCAACUGCUGCUUCGACCCUCUCCUCUAUUUCUUCUCAGGAGGCAACUUUCGGAAGAAACUUAGCACCCUUAGGAAAGGUUCUUCCUCCAGCUUAACGCAAGCCUUCAGGAAAAAGUUCUCCGUCAAAGAGAAGGAUGAGGAACCCUUUGGAGAAAGCCACAGGGCGAAUGGAAAGAAAGCUGUGGCCCCUUUAUCAGGGGAUUAGGCCUUCCCCGAGGAUCUCAGAUGGCCAGUGGAGAUCCUGGUACCCUUCCAGAAGACACAAUGGAGGCUCGUAAGCUUUUGUCACAAUUAGCUGCAUAAUAAUGAUGGUCCAUGGUUUAUGCUGCCAGAGUCCUCCUCAGGAGCACUGCUUGGACAUGGACAGCCACUUUAAGAUGGAGGAGCCACCACCAGCCAGCACCAGAAAGCUGUUGAUGUGAUGAUGAACUCACGAGCUCUUCAAAGCCUUUAUUUGUGCAUUUUCUUCAUUCCACCGCUCUGCAAAGAUUGUUCAUUCCCCCAGCCAGUGGGAAAUGUAAACGGCAUUGGCCAGAUGCAGAAUCUGGGGAGUUCCUGACAAACAGAGAGGGCAGAGGCUUCACCAAGCCUUCAAACAGUUGCUGUGUGUACACAGCAGAGGCUGGGAUGAUUCCUGCCCUCCUCACAGCUGUCUCUGCUUUGGAUUUUGGUUUUCAAGAUAAUUAUGUGUGCUAGACUUGCAGGGUUGGUGGCCAGGUCUGCAAAUCCAAGAACUCAGACUUGAGCCCCUCUCUCACCCUCAAUGAGCAGGUCUUCAGAUUCACUCUCAUGAGCAACAGAUCUGCCAUAAGUGUCUGAAUUUCUGGGAAAAGUCUUGUCUGUGAGAGCUGUUUUAGAAUGGCAGUAACCUGGUGUGCACCCGAAACCUUUUGCAGUGGGACUAGUCCUGUAAAUGAUGGCUACAGGAUCUGGAUUAUCACUCCAGUUCUUCAGGAGGUCCUGCCUAAAAGCAGAGCUCUGAGUGCUUGGGGCACAGUGCAAGCUCAGCCCUGCCUUUCUGAGCUGUUGACCAAGUCUUUUGAAAGAAAUAAGAAAAUAAGUAAGAAACAUAACAGAUAAGUCAUUGAAAAUAAUGAUAAAUGAUAUCUGCUCCUGUUUGAGAGUGUUCAAUGUGCUCACACCUUGCAGUGUGAGGCAACCCAAGGCCCUUGGAGGAAUCUCUAGGAAGAUCUGGAGACUGAGAGUCUGAGUCUGGAUAUGACAUGAGGGAUUCUUGAGCACAGUAUGGUGAAAAAGAGCUUCGGUUUAUGUCUUUAAUCAGGACCUGGGCAGAAGGAGGCAUUCCUGUGCUUUUCCAGUGAACCCAUGGAGAGGCAGCACUGUCUGCCUUCUGCUGAAGCAAAGCCCAGCCCCAGAUGCAUGCUACAGCAAGACAGAAACAGCAAAUCUUGUAGGAUUAAGGCUUUUAGCCAGAAAAGUUGUUGAUAAAUGAACAGCAAGUGUGUUUUGAUGUGGCAUUUACUCAAUUUCUUCAUGUUAUCUUCAAUAAAGAAAGCAGUGUUAAUACUGUGGAAGAAGAGUGAGCAAAAGGAGCUUCCUGUGGAGUCAGCUCUGCUUGAGCAAUGGUCUGUACAGAUACACAGAGGGGAAGUUCACUCUUUAUGCCACAGUCUGUAUAUUUCUGGGCUGGAAAAAAGAUGCUUUAAAAGGCAAAUUCUGCUGCAGAACAAUUGCUGGAUGUAAGUCUACUUCUGGGGUAUUCUGUCCACUUCUGGGCUCUGCAACUCAAGAGAGACAAGGAGUGGAGAGAGUCCAGCUGAGGCUUUUUACAGCUUCAUGAAAGGAGGUUGUAGUCAGGCAGAUGUUGGUCUCUUUCCCUAGUAACAAGUAAUAGGACAAAGGGAAAUGGCCUCAAGUUGCCCAGGGGAGGUUUGGGUUGGAUAUUGGAAGAAACUUCCUCACUGAAAGGGUUCUUAAGCACUGGAACAGGCUGCCCAGGGAGGUGGUUGAAUCCCCAUCCCUGGAGGUGUUUAAAAGAUGCAGAGAUGUACUGGGUUAGCUCCAGACUUGUAGAGUUAGGGAAUGGCUGGACUCAGUGAUCUUAAAAGUGCUUCAACCAAAGCAAUUCGAUGAUGCUGAGGGGCCUGGAGCAUCUCUCUGAUGAGGAAAGGCUGAGAGCCCUGGGGCUGUGCAGCCUGGAGAAGAGCAGACUGAGAGGGGGUCUGAUCAAUGCUUAUCAGUUGCUAAAGGGCAAGGGUCAGGAACAUGGACCCAGGUUCUAUUCAGUGGUGCCCAGUGACAGGACAAGGUGCAACGUGCACAAACUGGAACCCAGGAGGUUCUUUUCUGUGAGGGUGCUGAAGCCCAGCAAGAUCUGAAACACCUACAGGAAAUGCCAGGGAUCUGUGGAGUGGAAGAGGGCUGGAAGCUCCUCAUGUAGAGGAGCAUUACAGUUCCCUCUACACCCACAGGAUCCUCUAGCUCAAAGAGACACCACCAGGCUGCUUUGGAUAGGUGAGAGCAAGAGCUGGCUCUUUUCAAGGGUUAGCAGUAUCAGAAGUUGUGUCUCUGAGCAUUAAAGGCACUUUGGAAAUAGAAAUCCUCAUGGAAAAAGAGUUUCAGAGCAUUCAGAAAAUUAGCUGCACGUUCAAAUAGCCACAGUUUGAAACAGUGUAGAGUGAAGCAUUGCAAAAGGUGUAUUUUUGUUGUACCAGAGGGUUGUUUGGGUUUUUUUCUCUUCUUCUCUUUAUUCUUUUAUGAAUCAAUGGUUAUGGUGAGAGAAAUGACACUGGGUUUUGUGCUCUGGGACAGACUAUUUAAAA
This is a messenger RNA of Indicator indicator, 3656 nucleotides long. RefSeq names its product cysteinyl leukotriene receptor 1 (gene CYSLTR1). The record is from RefSeq and is a predicted model, not a curated record. Gene Ontology annotation, molecular function: leukotriene receptor activity. The coding region runs from base 35 to 1078 and encodes 347 amino acids. NCBI's taxonomy places the organism in Eukaryota, Metazoa, Chordata, Aves, Piciformes, Indicatoridae. Gene Ontology annotation, cellular component: plasma membrane. The transcript has 2 exons. Gene Ontology annotation, biological process: G protein-coupled receptor signaling pathway.